GGCAGCUACAAGCUCUGCCUCCUCACAGGAGGAGACCUGCUGUGGACACGGAGCGGCACCAAGAGCAGCACACGACACACAACGCCUAAAGACUCCAGGAGCGAGUGCACAUUUUUCAAACUGGAUGGAGAAGGAGAAGAACGUGAAGCCAGAUUUCUAAGGAGGGAUCUUGGCUCCUGCACCAUCUCCCCCUGCGGCUCUUUUGGCUCGCUCAGCACUUCCUUAGCAGAGGGUCUGCUGGCAGGAGCAACAUCUGAACAGGUCAUGAAGCCCCAAGAGGCAGAGCUCGUCUCUGAAAUCUCAAAGCUACAGUUCAUGGUCACAGAACUGAAGACGGGCUUCACCAGCGCCCUGCUGGAGCUCGGUCGGAUCCAGCAUGGAGACUCGCACCUGAGGGAGGAGCUGGAGGAGAACAGGAGGAGCUGUCAGAAAAAAGCUUUCCGCUUGGAGGCGCUGGUCGAGUCGCUGAGGGAGGAACUUGGAGUACUGAGGAGUCAAAUUGUGCAGCUGUACAGCAACAGGCCCGGACCCGAGCUGGACGGAAAGAGCCUCACGUCCAAACCAAGAGAAAGCGAUCCAGCAGAGCCAGCCGGUGUUUGUGAGUGUUGUGCUCCUCCACCGGCCUGCCUGUCCAGAGGGAAACUGCUCCUUCACUGCUUCCUCCAGGGUCUGAAGGCCGGGCUGAGCGAAGGAACAGAUGCUCGACACCAGGUGGCCAUGCAGCUCCUGCACUCUGAGUGGGAAUACGUGUCGACCCUGAACCAGCUGUACGACAAGUACAAAACACCGCCAGCUCACCAGACCACCGGAGAGCCGUAUCAGACGUAUGUGAGGUUCGUGGAGCAGCUCCUGCAGCGACAUGUGCUCUUCAGGAACACCCUGCAGGAGAGGUUAUCCGCCGAACACUGGAAGUCUCUGGUCGGCGACAUCCUGGUGCAGCUCAUCGGCCAAAACGACACAGCUUUUUCAGAUAUGUAUCUCGGAUACACGACGACGUUGGCGUCGUUCCUCUCACUCGAGUUCAACCGGCUCAAUCAGCAAGGGAAAAGCCUCCAAACACAGAGCGGCCAGAUGGAGAGAGAGGAGAUAAAACUGCUCUCUGUGCUGUUGGCUCCUGUUGCUAGGAUUCACAGCUACCUGAGUCACAUUCAGAACCUGCUGCAGUGGACCGGUAAGGAGCAUCCUGACUGCAGCCUGUUGCUGGGGUCUGAGAGAGCUCUGAGGAGCGUUUUGUCCCGCUGCCACGUGAUCUUGGAGGAGGACGUUCGAUGGGAGGAAGAUGAGGAAGCUGGGCAAAGCGCCCCCUGUGAUGCUGCAGUCGCUGCGUCCUCCGGAAGCUGCUGCACCAGGAGCCAGCAGAUAAGAGAGGAGUCCAGCUCUGCUGCUCAGAGAGAUGUCCAGCUGGCUGCUCCUCUCACCAAUGGGGUGGAUGGCGGUCACUCCAUGCGCCUGGAGUGCUGGUCCUGCAGCCCGGUGAGGAGGAAGAGCUUCCUGAGAGACCGGGCCGCCCUGAGGCAGCCCGUCUGCCACUGCGGUCAUGCGUGCUGCUCUCUGCUCGCUCCGGACGUCGUGGGAUGGGGAGAAAACAGCGACUCGGGUCAGGGCACCUUCAGCCAGCCCACUGUGAAAUCCGCCAACGACCCGGAGACGACGCACGCAAACAGCGAGACGGACGACACCUCCGCCUUUGACUAUUCCUCCGUCACCUCCUGCAGCCCGGAUGGCACCCUGCGCAGGGAGGUGGUGGACACCAACAGUGGGGAGGACGAGGACGACGAGGACGAGGAGGACAGCCAGGUGCCCGUGCUGCUGAAGCCCUCAUUCAGCCAGCAGCAGCAGGAGCAACCGGCGCCGGCGGGGGAAACCAGAGGCAGAACUGUGUGUGUGAGGUGGCAGAUUCCCAGGUUCACCCCUCACCCUCCUCUCAGGAGCCCUGCAGGGCUGCAUGCGGACGGACCGACGCCUUGCCUCAUCAGCUCCUUUGGGAAGAGACUGGUCAGCCUGAGGAAAGGGUCGCCUCCUCCACAUCUGAAAAGUGCCUUCAGGCCCAUCUGGGACGAUCCAUCCAAGCAGGCCGAUUCCGCUCCAGAGAAGGACAGCAGACCUGCUGGGUUCGUUCCAGUUCCAGCUCCAGUCAGGAACAACUUCCAGGCUUUCGCUCCCAGCAGGGAAAACCUGAGACCUGCGCCUGCUCAGCAGCGAGGGACCUACGGACCAGCCGUGGACGGGGGAGGACUGUGGGACAGUGAGGACAGCGAGGGACCUUGCAGCACAGUUUGACUUUUUGCAAAAAAAAAAAAAAAGGCAAAACAUCUAGAUGCUCUUCAUUUCAAUAAAUUCAUUUGAGAUGUUUUGUGUGAGCAACAAAAUUGCUGGUCUGCCUCUGUGAUCUCCAGCUCGAAGGGAUUUAAUGAAGUCAAAUAUUUGCUAAAUUUGACUUCAUUUUUCUUCCAGCCGUGAUGGUGACGACUGGAGGAUGGAUGAAAACAAAUACAAAGGAGACCUGGAGGGAAAUCUGCCAGGACUCGAUGACGGGUCUUUCCUUCCCGUUUCUCUGCACCACUUUGCUUUGGCCUACAACAGGAAGCAAGAAAACCUGAGAAAAUGUCAACUUUAUAGUUCCAGUACAUAAAAGAAACAAAUGAGAAAUAAGUGGUUCAGUACAAAAUAAGACUGGGUGAUUUAUUAAUCUCAUCAAGAUCAUUAAUACAAAGCAGUUAAAAGGCCACAUACCAUCAAACAAACUGAUUGCUGGAUCAAGCUGUUACAGUGCCAUCAACAGAGAACUUAAUAGUUAUUUUGAGGGGUGGGUGGAUGUGAGAGGGGCGGUUUGAAACAACAACAACAAAAGAGACCUUGGUAAGAUCAACCCCAUCAAUACUGACACGGGAGCCUCUGAGACGGGGAAAACGAAGACGAAACGACAAAGAGUUCUCACAUGAAACCAGAAUGAAAAUCCUCCCAAACACCGCGUCGCAGGACUAGUUUGAAAAAACUCCAUCCUCCUCCUACCUGAACUCAAAGUGAAUGAGCAAAAAUCUAUAUACAUAUAUAUAUAUAUAUAUAUGUAGUUUUUUUUAGAAAGAGUUGUUCGUGGCGAUUAGACGCCGACCGAGCGUUCGGGUGAGAUGGAAAAUGUUGGAGAAAUAAAGAAAAGGAAAAAACUGAGGUGGUAGACUUGUGUCUUUCCUGGCCUGAUCUGUGUUGCCCAGGGUCACUGCAUUUACAAACAUUCCUGUGACAACUGUGGCUCUUAAACAGUACAGCCUAAAGUGCACAAAGUGUGUUCCCCCCAAAAAAACCAAACAAAACAAAACAAAAAAAAAACACACACACACAAAGAAAACCAAAACUAAAUAAAAAACACCCCCCAAUUCUUUACUAUGCGCCAAAACUUGUGACUUGAAUAUAUUCCAUUGCAACUUUAAUACUACUCCAACCUCUGUUUGAUGAGCGUAAGCAUUAAAAAGUCUUUGAAAGGGAGAUAAAAAGGCAAUUAGUAGGAUGUACAAAGUGAAGCACGCGUCGUCUGUGUGUGUAAGUGCUUGGUGUAUUAAGCUGGAUCAUUUCCAUUGCUUUGGAGCACCAGAGGGGGAAAUUAAUGGCUUUUCCUGGGAAAUAAUCGCAUUGGCUGAACUGGAGAUUGUCUGCAAAUUAGCAACAGUGACCUGUUUUUUUUUAUUUUUUUUAUUUUUUUAAUUUUUUAAAUUUCAUUUUUAGCCCACUGUAGCAGCGUUGGAUUCUUAAGAAAAAGACUGGAAAAAAAAAGGGGUAGUUGAUGGUACGUUAAGACGGAGGGAGGAGGGAAAGGAUUUUCACUUUAUACAAAUGACUCAGUUAGUGUAUACAUGUUAUAUAUACACACAGCAUGAACAAACGUACAAUUUUUUUUUAUAGUGUAUAGCUUUUGUUCUAAACAUUACAUAGGCAACUUUUCUUUUUUUCUUUUUUUUUCCUUUUUUAAGCAUUUUAGACACCGUCUGCUGUAUUUCCGGAAAAUAGAAAACGAACUAAAAAGGCACAUCCGAGCGCGAGGCGUGGAUCGUUUCAGUCUGUCCGAACCGAAACCAAAUGUUUCAAAGCCAGAAAAAAAAAA
Molecule: messenger RNA, 4096 nt
Organism: Poecilia latipinna (sailfin molly)
Lineage: Eukaryota; Metazoa; Chordata; Actinopteri; Cyprinodontiformes; Poeciliidae
Exons: 15
Coding region: 265-2280 (671 amino acids)
Molecular function (GO): guanyl-nucleotide exchange factor activity
Source: RefSeq, a predicted model, not a curated record